Messenger RNA from Astrephomene gubernaculifera, 1167 nucleotides. The record is from the annotation of a GenBank genome assembly. Lineage: Eukaryota; Viridiplantae; Chlorophyta; Chlorophyceae; Chlamydomonadales; Astrephomenaceae.
CUGAGGGUGUGUUUACCACUGACGUUCUAUCUUUACAUUUGUGUCGUUGAAGGAACCUUUCGCUGUUUUGCAAGUUGAGACGCGAACCAAUCGCCAACUAUGCUGCAAGCCUGCAUUCCCUGCAUUCCCUGUCAAGUGCACGGCUCCUUCUCUCUUCGUUCGUCUCCACCGUUUCAUGGAGCGCCGAGGUUGACAACGCUCGCGCGUUAUGCGGCCUUUGGUACCCCUUCGCAUCCCAGAGGAUACCAGGACCGAGUGCUCAAAGUAAGUAAUAUCCGAGCGUCAGCCCAUCGCCGUCCCAACGAUGGUCGCAAUGAUCGUAUGGAGCCAGAACAGCCAGCAAAAAGCGGACCUAACAGCGAACCAACUCCAGCUGCAACGCCUUCUAAAUCCUCGCCACCAGCAGCACCACCAGCACCAUCAACUCCACGGCCGUAUCUUGCUUUUUCUCCACGACCCUCCACACGGACGCGACUGACGUCCCCCAUCUACUCCAGCCCCACCAAAAAGCUGCGCGUGUUUACGGAGUAUGUACGGUACUGGUGGCCGAAAGUGCCGCCGGGCGGGCUUAUGGGCACCCAACUUAAACUGCGAGUUGAGUUGGAUGGCCAGGAGAUGACAUGGGGAAUAUCCAAUCAGAAUGUUUGCGAGAUCACCCUGUACGACUACGUCAAGUCCACCCAGAGCUCCGCACGUGACGUGGAGGUGCGCGGGCUGCCCGCCCCGCUGCGUCAGAAGCUGACGGGCAGCUGGCUGCUGGGAUACCGGGGCCGCCCGAGCGAGGGGGUGAUCACCCUGGUUGCGUCCUCCACGGAGGAGCCGCCGCUGGACCCUGAGUGGAUGUAAAGGCUGAAGGUCCCGGCAGCUUGCCUUGUGUGCACAGUAGCAAACAGGGAAUAUACAGGGUGAAACGAGAGGUGAAACGAGAGGUAUGCGAGUAUUACAGGGGAGUAUUUAAGAAGAAGAGCGAGAGGCGCAUUGUUGUGAGGUGAUGUGGUAGUGCAUCUGAGGGAUGAUGCAGAUGUUAUGAUUCCGGAUGCAUGAUGCGGGGGAGGUGAGGCAUGAUGGGCAUGUGUAGGGCCGCAGAUGGUCCUAUUUGAUGCGGUGCAGGGUGAUGCGGUGGUGAAGUCGAGGAGGCAGUGAAACGGUGAAACAACAAGGUAGGGC